Phoenix dactylifera (date palm) is the source of this 543-nucleotide messenger RNA. The record is from RefSeq and is a predicted model, not a curated record. NCBI's taxonomy places the organism in Eukaryota, Viridiplantae, Streptophyta, Magnoliopsida, Arecales, Arecaceae.
AUGGCGGCGGAGUCGGAGAGCCAGGAGGCGAACGCGGAGCAGCGGAUGAGGGAGGCGGCGGCGGAGUCGGAGAGCGAGGCGGCGGAGCGGGUGAGGGAGGCGGCGGCGGAGUCGGCGGGCGGCGGGGAGAGGAGGAGAUUCUUCCCGAUCUACGUCGGCGUUAUGGGUCCGCCGCCGCCGGCUGACGGAGGGCCGGUGCCGCCGCCGGACCGGAUUGUGCUGGUAAACCCGCUGACGCAGGGGAUGGUGGUGCUCCAGGGGGACCCGGAGCUGGUGGCGGAGCUCCUGUCAGGAAGGGGAGCCGGCGGCGGGGGAGGAUCCGGUGGCCCGCCGCCGGCGUCGAGGGCGUCGAUCGAGGCGAUGACGAUGGUGGAGGUUGGGCAGGAGGGGGAGGAGGUGGGGGAGUGUCCGGUGUGCCUGGAUGAGCUCGCCGGCGUGGUGAAAGAGAUGCCGUGCCGGCAUAGGUUUCAUGGGCAGUGCAUCGAUAAGUGGCUGGGGAUGCACGGGUCGUGCCCCAGAUUAUGUGCAGUUGAUGAAAGCUGA